GCAGCUAAAUAUGGCUUCCAUCUAUAGUAUUGCAUCUUUCUUUGUUUUUGUUUUUCUUCGCUUUGUCUGCAUCAAAUGCACAACACCUUACGAAGAAAUUAUACAAUAUAAAGAGGGAUACGCUCUUCCAGAGCUGCCGUACAGCUAUGAUGGUUUGGAACCUUAUAUUGAUGAAGCGACUUUGAGAGUACAUCACAGGGGUCACCAUGCAGCUUACACGGAAAAGCUAAAUAUAGCCUUGAAGAGCUGGAGAGAAUCGGGAAACACCAGGCAAUUGUCUACAAAACCUCUUGUGACAAUUCUAAACAAUCUUGACCUCAUACCUGAUCAGUGGCAGCUGGCAAUAAGAAAUAAUGGUGGAGGUUAUGUGAACCAUGCUCUUUACUGGGCAAUCAUGUCUCCGAAUCCUAACAAUGAAGAACGAAGGCCUUCUGGCAAGGUGGCUCAGAUGAUAGAUGAAUCAUUUGGGAGUUACACCAACUUUCAAGCGGCUUUUGAAAAGGCUGCCAGGAACUUGUUUGGAUCAGGGUAUGCAUGGUUGUGUCUUGAUGUUGAAGAAGCCAGGCUCAAAAUCAGUGCAACAAAAAAUCAAGACAGUCCGUUAAACAAGAAAGGUUUAAUGCCCAUCCUGGUCAUUGAUGUUUGGGAACAUGCUUAUUAUCUGAAGCACCAGAAUCGCAGGUCAGCAUAUAUACAGACAUUUUGGAAUGUUGUCAACUGGGAGGCUGUCAGCAACCUUUUGGAAUGGUGGCCUCGGCAGGAAGCUAAACAUGAAGAACUGUGAAUGCAACCAAGACCUUUGAUGUUAUUAGACAAAGUCCAGCAAUUAUUGAUAAAAGUGAAUCAUUUUCUCACAUUAUUGAUAAGACUGGCUUUCAUUUGACAUACUUUCUGUGUGUAAUGGUUGCUCAAAAAAAAUUGCAUGAUGGCUACAAAAUAUUGUGGAUUUUAUAAAUAAUUGCUUGAUUUGGGAAACCUUGAGAAAGUUAAGGUAGCGCUACAAAGUUACUGCAGCCAAUGCAAAAAAUAAAAAUAACGAGAAAGACAGUAAGCAGAGUUCAGAGGAUCAUGCAUCCUGAAAUAUUAGCCAUAUUAACUAUGGUUUACAAAGGCCUUUACAACAUGGCUACUGGGUGUAUCACAUCUCUUCUCAAAGAGCGCAGUCAAAGUGCAUAUGAUUUAAGGGGUAAAAGGAAAUUACAGAUACCAGUGGUGAAGACUACAACUUUUGGACUUCACUCUUUCAAGUAUCGUGCUGCCUCUCCAUGGAAUAGCUGAUCAGAUGAAUUAAGAAUUUCAGACCCUCUAGCGGCUUUUAAACGUGCCAUUGGGAGUUACAUAUCUAGUGGGGAUUAGUAUAUAAUUAUUAGCAUUUUUAAAUGAGGUUUUAUAUGAGUCUUUCGAUUUUAAACUUAUUGUCAUUUGUUUUGUAGUUAUAUGUUUGGAGAUACUAGCACAUCUAGUGCUAUUCAUAAAUCCGAAUGGAAAUAAAGUUUAUGUAUGUAUGUAUGUA
Stylophora pistillata is the source of this 1513-nucleotide messenger RNA. RefSeq lists its product as uncharacterized. Lineage: Eukaryota; Metazoa; Cnidaria; Anthozoa; Scleractinia; Pocilloporidae. Gene Ontology annotation, cellular component: cytoplasm. Gene Ontology annotation, molecular function: superoxide dismutase activity; metal ion binding. Gene Ontology annotation, biological process: superoxide metabolic process. The record is from RefSeq and is a predicted model, not a curated record.